Messenger RNA from Folsomia candida, 1934 nucleotides. RefSeq names its product cell cycle checkpoint control protein RAD9B (gene Rad9). The record is from RefSeq and is a predicted model, not a curated record. The transcript has 6 exons. Gene Ontology annotation, cellular component: checkpoint clamp complex. The coding region runs from base 270 to 1586 and encodes 438 amino acids. Gene Ontology annotation, biological process: mitotic intra-S DNA damage checkpoint signaling; DNA repair; DNA replication checkpoint signaling. Lineage: Eukaryota; Metazoa; Arthropoda; Collembola; Entomobryomorpha; Isotomidae.
AACGAAAACGAAAAGUCCACAAACUCAACUCACUCACCUGGUUCGACUGUGAGUGAACUCGGUCCGUGUAAUUUUUAUUUCGUGACUAUGAGUUGCUCAAAGUUUAAUUAUUGUAGGUAGAUAAGGUACGAGAAAUUAAAUAAGUUGGAUGAGUGAGGCUCCAGACUAAAAGGUGAAAGGUUCUUAACUUUCACAUCCUUCAGCCGAGUUUACUCAACAGUUUUUGAAAAGCCAUUGUUCGAUUGUUGAACUCAAACUAAGCUUGGAAAAUGAAGUGUAGAAUUGAUGGUGUCAAUUUGGCAUCGUGGAGUCGAAUAAUAACGGCAUUGGCAACGAUUGGAGAUGAAGAAGUUCAUUUUGCUUUCACCGAAAGAACGCUUACACUUACAGUUUUCAACGCUUCGUUAUCGGGGGCCGCAACUGCUAUUUUUUAUAACACGUUCUUCCAAAACUUCUGCGUACCUCGAGGAUGCAACAAAAUUUUUAAGCUUCCAGCGAAAUGUAUUGUGAAGCCUUUUAGGUCCUUGAAAUUCAUCAAGAGUUGUUUAUUUUGCGACAUUGUAUUUGAGGAUGGUAACGAUGUCAUUACUAUUACGAUGGGCUGUAAAACACUUGCAGAAAUUAGAUACACAAUCAAAUUGUUGGAUAACGAGGAUGAGUUGCGUACAGACUAUGACCCAGAUAAAUUAGCAAACUGGAUUCGCACCGAUCCAAAAUUCAUGAAUACUACUCUUAGCAAUUUCUCCCAUGGCAAGGGCCUCAUUGAUCUCACGUUAAAGGCGCUUAGAAACAAUAUUGUUUUGAAGAAUUGUGCUACAGAUUUGAUGAGGAAGGAGGGAAAGCUUUACACCGAACUAUCCGUCAGCUCACACGCGUUUGACAGAAUCUCGAUAAAUGUGGAGACUGAGGUGACUUUCCAGCUAAAGGAUUUCAAGACUUUUAUUGCACUCGCUGAGCAUAUGAAAUUGUCAAUGGCGAUUCAUUUUCAGGGUCAUCAGGAGCCGGUGAUCAUCAGCGUUAAAAAUGAACAACUCGAAGCAACAUUAUUACUGGCAGCUAAAUACAUUGAGCCAGCCGAUUUAAUAGACAAUGGUUCAUCCGGCUCCACCGGAUCGUCCUCAAACGCCAUCAGUAACGUCUCAUCUGUAGCUCCGCCACCAAACCCUAUACAUCAAAUGAGAAUACCUGUAGCUGCCCCCAUGGUUAACAACAGGACAGCCCAUCCACUACCACAUGAACGCAUGAGAAAUGCAGAACUGCAAAGUGAAGCGGCUGUCGAUAUUCCAAGUCUUGUCCCAGAUUUAGAUCAUACUCCGAAUCUUCCGAAUCUAUCGGCACCACAACCAGCAUUGCCACCACCUGCUAAGGAUUCUCGAUUGCCUGUUCGUACCAAAAAGAAAAAAUUCGUGGAGCAGGAUGAAGAAGACAUCGAAAAUGUCGUUCAGGUGGUAAAGCCUCCAUCUCGGAAAAGAAUGCGAGAUUUGUACGACAAAUUGAAUAAACCAUACGAUAUAUACCACCAGUUUCCGGGCCAUGAUAUCGUUCUAGUACCAGCGAGCAGUGAUGAAGACGAAGAUGAAACUUAAUGAGCAAAACUCAUCGACUACUACAUUCAGAUUAUAUAGUUCAGUCACAAAUCAUCAUCAUUCAUCUAAAUUAGGUGUUCAAUCUAAUCAUUAUUAGUACUUUAAACUCUUGUUCAAAAUAUAUUCAAAAUUUGAGAUUGUAUGUACCUACUAUUUGGGUAAAACUACUUUUAAGAAUACAACCUACAACAUACCUACUGUACCUGUGCUUAAUUCAUAAAAAUAUAUUUAUUUUAAAAAAGUCAGGAAUGCGUAAUAAUUAUUUCAAAAUUUUAACCCUUGUACUUAAUAAUAAUGUAAUGUUUUAAUGUAAAUAGAAUCGAAUAAAGCAAGUUAACGACCCACCGA